CGCUCGGGCACACUCCCUGCCUCCUCCGCCGCCCCCGGGAGCCCGCUGGGCCCGAGGCGCGCGCUGUCCCCGUGCCCCCGCCCGCCGACCGCUCGCUCGCACGCACUCCCGGUAGUAAUUUCACUUUGCCACGCGAGCUCCGCAGCCCCUAGAAAUCCCGCCCCCCGGCCCUGUCCCCGGCCAGGUGCGCGAGCUUGCGCGCUCCUCCUCCGCCUCCUCCGGCGGGUCCCUGGCGCGCCGGGGCCGGGGCCCGGCUGGGGCGGCUGCGCGCACGGCGCCUCUCCACCAACCCGCUCCACUGCAGGUCCCUCGCUCGCUGUCUAUCCCUCUCCGGCGCUCCCUCGCUCCCCCCCGCCCUUUGAUUGACAGGCAAGAUGUCGGUGUGGAGCGAGGCAGGAGCGAUUGCAGCAACCGUCACCCCCGGAGCCCGGCGGCGGCAGCAGCAGCAGCGCGGGGAGGAGACAGCAGCCAGCCGCAGUAGCCGCCGCAGCCACGGGAGCAAUGCAGACAGCACCUUGAGAACGCGCUAAAACACUCCCAACCGUGGACCAUGCCGUGUCCCUGCAACUGGGAGGGGGGCAAACCAGAUUUUUUUUAACAUAAAAGCCAGCCAGCCAAAAAUAUAUAAUUUUGUCCUUCAAGGAGCCGGUGUGUAAAGAGUGAGCGCUAUUUUCCUUCUCCUCCUCCUCUUCCCUCCUCCUCCUCUUCCUCCUCUUCUCCUUCUCCUCCUCUUUUUCCUCCUCCUCUUCCUCCUCCUUCUCCUCCUCCUCCUCCUCCUCCCUAAGUGUACAGACAGCAUCACAUCACCUGGUUUGCUUCUGAGAAACAGCAUCUGUCCUUUUCAGGGACCAGAGACUCAGAGAGAGAGGAGACAUUCUAAUGGAGUCCGCUUGAUACCCCAAAAUAAAAUAAUAAAUUUUGGCUCUUGUCCCCUCCUCCCACUCCCACCCCCUCAACCCUGUGUGAGAUGUUGGAUUUCUUCAUGAGACAUUGUUGAGGAGUCGCAGUGGUUGGAGAGGCGGAGGGGUAGGCUACCUUUCUCCCCCCCCCCCUUUUUUCUCUCUGGGAGGAGGAGGAGGGGAAGGGGGUUGCAGAGCAAGCGAUGGAUGAGGAAAACAUGACGAAAAGCGAGGAGCAGCAGCCUCUGAGUUUGCAAAAAGCCUUACAGCAGUGCGAACUGGUCCAAAACAUGAUAGACUUGAGCAUCUCCAACCUGGAAGGGCUUAGGACCAAAUGUGCUACCUCCAACGACCUCACACAAAAAGAAAUCCGGACCCUGGAGAGCAAGCUGGUGAAGUACUUCAGCCGGCAGCUGUCCUGCAAAAAGAAGGUGGCCUUGCAGGAGCGCAACGCUGAGCUGGACGGCUUCCCCCAGCUGCGGCACUGGUUCCGGAUCGUCGACGUGCGCAAGGAAGUCCUGGAGGAAAUCUCACCUGGCCAGCUGAGCCUGGAGGACCUUUUGGAGAUGUCGGAUGAGCAGGUGUGUGCGACCGUCGAGAAAUACGGAGCCAACCGGGAGGAGUGUGCCCGCCUCAACGCCUCCCUCACUUGCCUCAGGAAUGUCCACAUGUCAGGAGGCAACCUUUCCAAACAAGACUGGACCAUCCAGUGGCCCACCACAGAGACCGGGAAGGAGAACAAUCCCGUGUGUCCCCCAGAGUCCACCCCGUGGAUCCGCACCCAUCUCUCCCAGAGCCCUAGGGUCCCAUCCAAGUGCGUCCAGCACUAUUGUCACACCAGCCCCACUCCCGGGGCCCCUGUGUACACCCAUGUGGAGAGGCUUACUGUGGACGCCUACCCAGGCUUGUGCCCACCCCCGCCACUGGAGUCGGGACACCGUUCCCUGCCCCCAUCGCCCCGGCAGCGGCACGCAGUCCGCACCCCGCCACGGACCCCCAACAUCGUCACCACCGUGACCCCACCGGGCACACCACCUAUGAGGAAGAAGAACAAGCUGAAGCCUCCAGGGACCCCGCCACCCUCCUCCCGAAAGCUGAUACACUUGAUCCCGGGGUUCACCGCGCUGCAUCGGAGCAAAUCCCACGAGUUCCAGCUGGCGCACCGCGUGGACGAGGCCCAUACACCCAAAGCCAAGAAGAAGAGCAAACCCUUGAACCUCAAGAUCCACAGCAGCGUAGGCAGCUGCGAGAACAUCCCCUCCCAGCAGCGCUCCCCGCUGCUGUGCGAGCGCUCCCUCCGCUCCUUCUUUGUGGGACACGCACCUUUCCUGCCUUCCACCCCUCCUGUUCACACUGAGGCCAACUUCUCUGCAAACACACUGUCAGUGCCACGCUGGUCCCCGCAGAUCCCUCGCAGAGACCUCGGCAACUCCAUCAAGCACAGGUUUUCCACCAAGUACUGGAUGUCUCAGACAUGCACAGUCUGUGGGAAAGGGAUGCUUUUUGGCCUCAAGUGUAAAAACUGCAAGUUAAAGUGCCACAACAAAUGCACCAAAGAAGCCCCACCCUGCCAUCUCCUGAUCAUCCAUCGAGGAGAUCCAGCAAGGUUAGUCCGGACAGAGUCCGUUCCAUGUGACAUCAACAACCCUCUACGGAAGCCACCUCGGUAUUCAGACCUACACAUCAGUCAGACGCUCCCCAAAACCAACAAAAUCAACAAGGACCACAUCCCCGUCCCUUACCAGCCAGACUCCAGCAGCAACCCCUCCUCCACGACGUCCUCCACGCCCUCCUCGCCAGCACCCCCCCUCCCUCCUAGCGCCACACCGCCUUCUCCCCUACACCCUUCCCCACAGUGCACACGGCAGCAGAAGAACUUCAACCUGCCAGCAUCCCACUACUACAAAUACAAGCAGCAGUUCAUCUUCCCAGAUGUGGUGCCGGUGCCAGAGACACCGACCCGGGCGCCCCAGGUCAUCCUGCAUCCGGUGACCUCAAAUCCAAUCUUGGAAGGAAAUCCAUUACUUCAAAUUGAAGUGGAGCCAACGUCAGAGAAUGAAGAGGCCCAUGAUGAGGCCGAGGAGUCAGAGGAUGACUUUGAGGAGAUGAAUCUGUCCCUCCUCUCGGCCCGGAGCUUCCCACGCAAGGCCAGCCAGACCAGCAUCUUCCUUCAGGAGUGGGACAUCCCCUUUGAGCAGCUGGAGAUCGGCGAGCUCAUUGGAAAGGGCCGCUUUGGGCAAGUGUACCAUGGCCGCUGGCAUGGUGAGGUGGCCAUCAGGCUGAUUGACAUUGAAAGGGACAACGAGGACCAGCUCAAGGCCUUCAAGCGGGAGGUGAUGGCCUACAGGCAGACGCGGCAUGAGAACGUGGUGCUUUUCAUGGGCGCCUGCAUGAGCCCACCUCACCUGGCCAUCAUCACCAGCCUCUGUAAGGGACGGACGCUCUAUUCUGUUGUGAGGGAUGCCAAAAUCGUCUUAGAUGUGAACAAAACCAGGCAGAUUGCUCAAGAAAUUGUGAAGGGCAUGGGUUACCUCCACGCCAAGGGAAUCCUGCACAAGGACCUCAAGUCAAAGAAUGUCUUCUAUGACAAUGGCAAAGUAGUCAUCACAGACUUUGGACUCUUCAGCAUUUCUGGAGUGCUGCAGGCUGGCAGGCGGGAGGACAAACUGCGCAUCCAGAAUGGUUGGCUAUGCCACCUGGCACCGGAGAUCAUCCGCCAGCUGUCCCCUGACACAGAGGAGGAUAAGCUCCCCUUCUCCAAACACUCUGAUGUCUUUGCCCUUGGCACAAUCUGGUAUGAACUCCACGCCAGAGAGUGGCCUUUCAAGACCCAACCAGCAGAGGCAAUAAUCUGGCAAAUGGGCACAGGCAUGAAACCCAACCUCAGCCAGAUCGGCAUGGGAAAAGAAAUCUCGGACAUUCUUCUCUUCUGCUGGGCCUUUGAACAAGAAGAGAGACCUACCUUCACCAAGCUCAUGGACAUGCUGGAGAAACUGCCAAAGCGAAACCGCCGCCUAUCUCACCCUGGACAUUUCUGGAAGUCUGCAGAGCUGUGACCUUUGGACUCUGAGGCUCCCUUUGGAGCCUUUGGACCUGGGCUCCCGUCACCUGUCCCUCCCUGCUCUGUCCUCUGCCAGCUCCGGAGGCCAGAGACUCAGCAUCAGAGGGCACUGACCCUGACCAACCUGGGAGCACUGGACGACUGCUCGGCAGCCUCCCUGCACCUCAGACUUGCGCUCUUUUCCUCAGGCAGGGUUGGGGACCCCCGAGCUAGGACUGAACCGGACCAGCCAGGGUGAUGCAGUAUUGAUCAGCGUGGCCUGGGGAACAGCACAAAUGGGAGCACUGCUGGCUGCACGUGGUGCCUUUGGGCCAUGGGACUAGGACAGGAGGCCCCACAUGGGCGGGCUCGCAGACCGGGCUGUGUGUGUGUGUGUCUGUGUGUAUGACACUGUUCACACUCGUUUCACCUUGACAAGCAGGAGCCAGAAUGACCCAGUGAUGGGGCACCCCUCAGUUGCUCUGUGUCUGCGUGGUGGGUUCCAGCUGUGCAAUCUGGGAAGGUAAGAGGGGGGUACAGAGCCAAACGCCAGCUUAGUCAAGUCUACUGAUCCAAGACUGAGUAGGGAAGGCUGUGGGUAGCUAGGCUUGUUCCUUUAGAAAUCUGUGCUUUCAGACACCCCAACCCAAACCUGUAGUGGUGUGUGGCACCUUUGCAUAGGGCUCCGAAGUACAGUAGGAAAGUUAGAACGUCUUUUGAGUUCUGGGUCUCUCUGGGGGACCUAUUCCCCUAGUUUUGCCUCACUGCUCCCAUCUCCUUGCCAUUCGGAAAACCAAGAUGACUUCUGGGGGCUCCUUAGAGCUCACCGUCACUCAGGGCACCCCCUGAAAGUCGGACUCUGGGCAGGGAGUUCCAGGACAUUCCUUUUCUUCCUUCUUCUCUGCUACCCACACCAGUGAAGUUUAUCCCCCCGCCUUGGUGGAUGUGGGUCCUUGGAAUAUGUCCAUGCUGGGUUCUGUGGCUGUACAUAUGAUUACACGUUUGCUUUUCACCCUUAUGGAGUCCAGUUGGGGGAACACAAAGGGAGGGUAUUUGUUAAGGUUCUACCUUCUCCACUCUAGCCUGGUGCAGGGUCCUCAAGUGGCUUCCCCAUUGGGAGCCUUUGUUCUCACCUGUGUGUGUUCCCUCAGGGCCCACCUUCCCUCUCUCCUCUUGCUCCCAGCCUGGGCUGGUGACUCUUCCUGACCGUGUUGGGGAAACCACCAGCGUUCUGCAGGAAGGAUGCCAGGAGCAGGCUGGGCAUGCAGAGUUAUGGGAGAGGAGAGCCUCUGUGUCAUUUGCUCAUAUUUUCAAAGCCCUGACUCCCUGGACAUGACCUGGUACAAAAUGGAAAUCUGUCCCCAAGCAGAGCAAUAGCAGGGGCAUCUGGGCAAUGAACAGGAAGCUCAGGGUAGUCCAUAGCCCCUGUGUAUUUCCUGGGCACUGCCUGGGCCUUAGUUUUCUUGUAGCUGCUACCUAUCCAGGCAUCUCCCUCCUAGAGAGCCAAAGAGAGGAACUGGAACUUCAGAAACGCUACCUGACCUUCCUCUCAAAAUCCAAACAGACCUAUGGGGAUCUCUUCCCCACCUUGGGUCGCUCCCAGACUGGUUCAUGCUCUGGGGGCCAAACCUGCUUCCAAACUGGGAAGAAUGAUGAGACCAGUCAUGCUUCCCAGGAGCCUGGCCAGGGGAGACCCCUGUGUUUUCCAGAGGUCCCUCUUGGAUUGCCUUUCUAACACUCCCAGCUGUCUGGGAUCUGAGGACUAAAGACCCUGACUUGGGCUGCUCCUAAGUGGACACUGCUCUUCUGGGGACAUCUAUGGCUCUUGGCUUAACAUGUGUGUGUGUCUUGGAGGCAUUUUGUACAUGUUUGCCCAAGCCCGAGCCACUCUGGGGUUGCUGGGGAUGGCGCUUGUCAAUGGACACCUCCCCAUCCCAACACAACACUCUGCGUCCCAGUCCUGGGCCUGGACUUGCACCUGCCUUGGCUCUGCCCAGCAGCCUACUGAGUGCCUGAAACCCAAUCAGGGUUUCUUGAGUCCACAGGCUCCUGUCUUUGUCAUGUUCCUUUGUGCCAAGAGGAUACAAGGAAGGGAAGGGGCAGCCAGGUCCAUUACCCUGCAGCUGAAAUGUCCACAAGAACGUACCUUCUCAUCUUUGCCUCUCCUGUUUCUAGAAUUAAGUAAAAUGUCCAACCACAGCCUUUGGCAAGGCCUAGCAUGGUCUCUAAUGGUUGAUUUUUCCAUUCAUUCAUGAGCACCAGUUUGGGAUUAAGGACUGACAGGGCCUGAGUGAUCCGGAGAGAAGCCCCAGCCCUUUGUGGAACAAGGUUCCUUGGGUCCAUCCCGAAAUCUGUGCCAUUUGCUCUUGACUUCUCGAUCUUUCCCCACUUCUCUACUUUGUCCCUACCUGUCUCUGCUACAGCCAGGCCAGGCUCCUGGCCUUCAGCCCCUUUCUGACUCCCCUACCCUCCCCGGUCCACUAUACACUGCCCUGACUUGUUGAAAGCCCAGCUCUAAUUUGCAGACAUUUAAAUCCAGGAAGACCCAAACCACUGCUUUCCCUGCUGGCCUCCAUCUUUAUUCACUGAGGAAGUGUUGGGAGGAGGUUAUAUUCAUCUUAUGCAGGGAGGGCGGGGUGGGGGGAGGAAAGAGUCUGUAUAUUUUUACAUUGUAAUUUCCAGCCUCGCUUACAACUCAUUCUAUACAAUCCACAGGGCUGAGAUUUGUGCAUUUGUCCUUAUCCCAUCACAGCUGCACACAGAUGCCCAGUACACAUAAGUCACUGACUCGACAGCAAGUUAUUCUAGUCUGUCUUGCUUUUAGCAAACCCUUAUAUGUACGGGCUUCCCAAGGGGACCAGUCCACAGGGUGAAGAUUCACCAGGAAGCCUUGGCUUUGCAGAGAAAAACAUCUCAGCUUUCUUUAAAGGGCAUGUGGAUUUGCACAUAAAUUUUUACCUAAUUCUUCCAGGACACAGGUUGUUCAUAAAACCAAGGAUCUUUCUUCUUGGUCUCCUGUGUGGGAACAUACCCCUGUGUCCCCAUCCCCAGAGCCAAGCUGGAAACCCAGAAUCACUGCUUAGAUCCAUUUUGUCCUGGUAUUCCUUUUACUGAUCAAAGAGAAAAUUUUCAUCUUGCGAGGGACCCCCCACCCCCAUCUUCUCCCCAUCCACUUCUCUCCACAACUACCUUGGAUUGUCAGUCAAUAGAAGCCCUUGACUGAUAUUGAUCACUAGAUUUUUGUAUCCAGGAAACCUAGUUCUUCCCUUUUUCUCACCUCCUAUGCCAUAUACACACAUCAUGCUCCUCUACACAUACACCCAAACCCAGCCUUCUCUCACCUUCCACAAUUCCUAUCCCCACCUACACCUGAUCAUCAAAGGUACAGGGAGGAAGUCAUGGACACAGAGAUCAGGCCAAUCAUUAUCAACCCAGGGUUGCAGGCUAUGCCGCAUAGGCCAUAUCCAGCCUGCCAAAUGGUUUUUACAUGUUUUAACUGAGGAAACAUCAAAAUAAUAUUUCAUGACAUGAAAAUUUUAUAACAUUCAAAUUUUAUGUCAAUAAACAAAAUGUUAUUGGAGCACAGUCACUUCUCCAUUUAUGCAACCACGGCUGCUCCUGUGCUACAGUGAUGGAGCUGGCUAUUUACAACAGAGAGGCUGUGGCUCACACAGUCAAAAACAUUUACAAUCUGGCCCUUUCCUAACUUCACUAACUUUUGAUAGAGAGGAUGGGAUAUGGCUGUCAGGGGAGGAACAGGAGCCAUGGGGGAAGUUGGAGAGGUGAGAGAAAAAUCUUGUUUCAGUGGAAGAAGGCCAGCUUGCCCCAAGAUGCAGCGGCUGCCCCAGGAAGUAGAGAACUCCCUCUCCUUGGAGAGGGUGGAGCAGAUGUUGACUACUUGGCAUGUGUGAUAUGGAGGCAAUUCAGGCCCUGAAAGCUAGAUAGACUCCCUGGACUUUAAGACUCGUAAUUUGCUAAGGUGGUUAUGAUAACAAAAUUUCACACACUGAGUGGCUUAAACAACAUGAAUCUAUUCCUCACUGUUCUUAAGGCUGGAAGUCCAAGAUCAAGGUGUGAGCAGGGUUGGUUUCUGGUGAGGUCUGUCACUUUGGGUUGCAGACGGCUGCCUUCUGAUUAUGGCCUUUCCUCUGUGACUGCACAUCCCCAGUAUAUCUUCCUCUUCUGAUAAGGACAGCUGUCUUCUUAGAUUAGGGUCCUACUUUUGACCUAUUUUAUCCUAUUACGUCUUUAAAGGCCCUAUCUCCUUGUCUAGUCACAUUGACGGUUUGGCCUUCAACAUGAGAAUUUGAGCAGGACACAAUUCCAUCCACAACAAAGACACUUGAUAUUUCCAAGGCUCUGUGAUUUUACUCCCAUCCCUGGCUUUCUUUCCCCACACUGGUUCUCAAUCUUGAGUCCCCAAAUAUGCCCUCCCUGUCCUCAUCCUGUGCCCACCUUUACUUCACCCAUCCAUCCCCCACAGGCUGGUCUUGUUCCACUGUGCCCACCGGUAUCCCCAAGCCUCCCUCACCUCUGUGAGGCUCCUAGAACUGCUGCAACAAAUCACCACCCACUAGAGGCUGAAAACAGCAGAUAGAUCAUCUCUCACCCAUCUGAAUGCUGGAAGUCCAAGAUCAAAGUGUCAGCAGGGCCAUGCUCCCCAUGAAAUCUGUAAGGGAAUCCCUCUUGGUGGCUUCUUAACUCCUGGUGCUUUCCUGGUCAUCAUUGGCAUUCCUUGGCCUGCAGCCAUGUCAGUCCAGUCCCUGCCUUCAUCACCUCUCUGUGUGUUCAUAUAGUCAUACGGCCAUCUUUUUAUAAGGACACAAGUCAUAUUGGAUCAGGGGCCCACCCUACUUAAGUAUGACCUCAUCUUAACUAAUUAUAUCUGCGAUGACCCUUUCUCCAAAUCAAGUCACAUUCUGAGGUACUAGGAAUGAGGACUUCAACAUGUCUUUUUUUUUUUUUUUUUGGUGGGGGAAGGAUUUGGGGAGACCACAGUUCAACUUAUAACACCCUCUUAGACAUUUUCUCUUGUGCCUUGACUGGUCCCUCCACUGUAGCACUCAGGUCCCCUGGAAGACAGAUUUCCCAGAAUUCCUGACCCCUGAGGUCAGGCUGUUGCUGUCAUGCUUACCAAGCUUACUACAAUCACCACGUCCCAUCACUGACUUCCAGAAGUCGGGAUCUCAGUUUUGUGACUGUAGGGGAACAGCCUGUGUGUAAGUGGCUUGUCUAUAGCAAGACUGUCACUUGACCCCAGAAUGUGCUUCAUAGCCCCAUCCAAAGUGGUUGGUGACACAGCAUCUGAUUUUUUCUAUACUCUCAUUCACUGACAAAGGAGUGGACUUUGAUGAGCUAUGUUUUGCUGUUCCCUUUUUUGACUUCGCCUGUGAUGUGGGGAAGUUCCCAGGCAGACUCACACAGCCAAUUUCCCUGGCUCCCAGCCUCGCCUCCUCCCACCCUACCUCGCCUUCACCUGCAUACACAUGAAAGGGAAUCACUUUGAACUCCAAGGGGAAUGACAGGCAGCGAAUGUCAGUCUGGGAUCUGGAAAGUGGAGCCACAGUGAACCUCUGUCCUCUCUGGUCAGUGCCUAUGACAUUAACCCAAAUCCCAGACUCCCUUCUCGAGGCUCUGCAAUUCAUGGCCAUUCUGUUACCAGUUUAAUUUUGAAACCGGUAGUCGGGCAGGAAGCUGGUGGAAAAUCUGCAGUCCCAGUGGCCUCCUGGACUUGUCUUAAUAGUGCCUGGCACAUAGUAGGUGCUCAAAAAAUGUUUACAGAAUGCAGACAGAAAGGGUUGCUGGGUAAGAAUGAGGUCCCAGCACAGGGAGCUAGAAGGGCACCAUUGGCAGGGUGGUAUCAGGAUUCCCCUUUGCCAGACCGUGUUGUGGGUGCCACCGCAACCCCAAUGAGUUUGCUUGGUUCGUUGUUGUUGUUAAGGGUUAAGAGUCUUACUGUCACCCAGGCUGAAGUACAGCAUGAUCAUAGCUCAUUGCAGCCUCGAACUCCUGGCCGUAAGCAAUCCUCCCACCUUAGCCUCUCAAGUAGCUGGUAGUAUAGGUGCACACCAUCAUGCCCGGGAAGUUUUUUACUUUUCAUAGAAAUAGGGUCUUGCUAUGUUGCCCACACUGGUCUUGAACUCCUGGUCUCAAGCAAUCCCCCUGCUUCAUCCUCCCAAAGUACUGGGAUUACAGGAAUAAGCCAAUGUGCCCAGCUAGCUUGCCAGGCUUAAUAUCUGUGACUUAUAAAGUGACCCAUUGGGUUGGGUGACCCAGGAUGUCUAGACCCUAGGAGGCAGAGUAAUGAUCCACCAUGAACAGCCUCCGCUCACAGAGCACUUACUAGAUGCCAGGCUGGAAUUCCUAUGAUGGUUUUGGGAGAUAGGUAGUCUUAUUCUCAUUUCAACAGGGAAACUGUGGUACAGGGGCAAAAAACAGCCUCCAAAUUACAGAGCCAAUGUGUUAAAAACAAGUCAUUGGGCUCGUCCAUUUCCAGGAACCCACUCCCAGGUUGAGGAGUUCAUGACCAGCUGCCCAUGGGGACGUUACAGUCCCAGCCUUUUUGACUUAUUGGCAACUUGGAACCAGAAGAGAGAGAGAGAAGAAAAGCAGGAAGUUGUGAAAGGGAGGGUGCAGGGGCCAGCAGGGAUCCUCCUGGGAGUUUGCACAGAAGCUUGCACUUAUGUUCUCAAACUGACAGGCUGCCAGCAGCAGCCCGGAUUUCCAGGAAAUGUGCAUCUGGCUUGGCAGAGCCCCUCCUGCCUCCCUCCAGCACCCCUGCUCCAGGCUUCCCAUCCCAUCCCUCUCAUGCUGGAGGUUGAACUGUGGUCCUGUAUUCCCGAGAGGCAUCCAUUAGUAAAUGCUCUUCCCUCUCCUGGGUGGGAAAGGGCCCUUCCUUCCCACUCACUGUGAUCAUGCAGCUCCCAUUUUCUAGCACCAACAAUAUGAAGGUUUCAUCUCAUGGGGUUGAGAAUGGCUGCCCUCCUUCCACUGAGGACUGAGCUGGAGGAGAUGGACUCUGCCUAGAAGGUGCCUGAUCUGAGUAAGACCUUGCUUCCCAUGUGUGUUCCAUAGACCUUUCAUUCCAUGGAAAACUAGCUGCAUGUUGCAUUACUGAAAGGGUCCUGGGACACGUAUACAUUGGAAAUGCUUAUGUAAAAUAAGAUGAAACUAAUUUCUUGAUUGCAGGACUUAUCAGAACUUUUAAGACACUGUUGUGUGGUUGAAUCUCUAAAUGGCUGAUAGGAGGCUGUUCUUCCCAAGCUUUCCCAGGCUUGUUUCUGAAUCUCCAACAAGGUCAACCUCUGUGAAUUAAACUUGAUACCUUACCUGGUACUGAAGAAGGCAAUGUCAAUGUACUGGCCCACUGAAAAGAACUGACCACCAGCAUUCAUAGACCCUGCUAGGAGAUGAGAAAAGUAGCUUAGACCCUGAUUCCAUGCAUAUGGGCAGUGGUUCCAUGAACAAGAACACCGCUUCUGGCUGAUGGUGUCUUCCAAUGGAGGGGUCAAAUUUGCUGUGUGUUGGUGGCUUCAACAUACCAUGGCUUGGAAGCCAAUGUGAAAAUUAUAUAAGAUGUCACACCCUCAGAAGGCUUAGCAAAGUUUUCACCUAAGUUUUCAUCUUCACCCAAGUCAUUGGAAUGAUGAUCUAGAAGGAUCUCUAUCUAAAAAAUCUAGAAGGAUGAAGAUCUGGUCCAAGCCUUACAAAUAUGUAACAGAUCUAUCACCAGCAUCCCGUCCUGUACCCUUGGCAGACAUCACUAAUCCAUCACAGCAUGCCUUCCCAGUGAUCACAGAUGUAGCCUCAGGGCUUUUGAGUUACCACUUAAAAUGGACAUGAACGACCCUCCUGUAUCUCACACUUCUCCACCUUUUGAAGAAGCAGGAUCUGAGGCCCAGAGAGGGAGGCUAUAAUAAACUCCCCUAAGUCAGGUCCCUUCUAAGAGGCAGAGGUAGGUUUAGAACUCAGGCCUCAGAAACUUCCAGUAGCCUAGCCAUUUGGGCUGUAGUUGGUGGACAGCCUAGCAGAGCCCUACAGAUGUCUCUUCUCAGGGAACUUGGAAACUGCAGAAAGAAAGAUUCUGUCCUUAAGACUGUGUGUAUGAUCCUACUCGGUAAUCUGCCUGCUUGGAGAAAAAUUAUUUAUCUUCUGGGAUGGCUUCACCACAAGGCCUGAAUGCUGCCCCCACUCUAGUAACAGCUGGGCUGGAAGUGGUGGCAUAUGGGGGCCUUAAGGAAUAACAGUGCGCGUGGUGGUGUGCCGGAGAGCUGCAAGGGCUUUUCUUUCCUAAGGAGUUUUUCUAAAGUUCUGCAGUUCAAUCUGGGCUUCUGGGAAGUCAGGGGAUGUCACAUAUGAAGGGCAGGAAAAGGAGCCUGACUCCAGUUGCUCUUUGGUUUCUUCCAUGAAUGGAAGACUCAAAAUCAAGUUUCCACCCAGAUGAGAUCUUGGGGUCCUAGUGGACCACCAGCUCUACUCCUGAGUUCUUGAAAUGCCUCUAAUCACCAGCUCAGUGGCUGGGAGUAUCUUCUGUCCACUGCCUCUUCUUUUCCUUCUCUUCUUCACUUACCCCCCAUCUACAUUCUGCCAAAUAAUAUCUCCCCUGUACUGCAAACUUAGGAGAAAGUUUCACAAUUGUAGAGAUGAAAAAUAGCUGCCAUGUAUUCAGCUUAAAUUCGCUCAGAAGAACGGCUCCCUCCCUCCGGUGAGUGGGCAGCAAUUGUUUAUGCCAACGUGCUAUUUGUAUCACGCCUUCUUAGAUUUGAAAGUCUAAUGAUUAAAAACAAAUCUUAGUUUUUCUUUUCCACCACUUAAAAGAAAAUACCAGCUUGGCUAGUUCUUCUAGUUUAAAAAUACCCUGACCUCCAGCGCUACAGUGAGAAUUUUGGAAAGGCUGGUAUCAGGAUAUCAGGAGGAAAUAAAUUCAGGCCAACAAUAACCAGAGAGGCCUUCUCUGAGUGAUGGGCGCCAGGAUGAUCAAGGUAGAAGAACGGUCUUUGUGUCCUCACGUGGAUACUAGCAUUCUGGGUUUGUCUGGAAUUCUGUAGGGUUAUUUCUUCACCAACCGUUCAUUCAAUGGGUGAUUUAUUGAGCAUUUACUAUGUGUUAGACCCUGGGCAUUCAGCAAUGAGUGAUACAAAGUCUCCUUUAUUCUGAAGCCUAGAGCCCAAUGGGGAAGUGAGACAAGAACCAAGCCAACAACAAAUGUAUACAUUUGCAGUUCACGUAGAUCUAUGGAAAGCAAACUCACGGGGGACCAGAAACAUGGGAGAGGAUGCUACUCUGGGAGAGCUGUUGGCAGAGGUCUUUCUGAAGAAGUGACAUUUAAAUCAAGAUAUAAAGGCAGAGAAGGAGGAAGAGAUGAUCAUUCAAAGACAGGGUUUCUCAACCUCAGCACCGUUGAGCUAUUUGGGGCCAGAUAAUUCUUUGAGGUGGCGACUGUCAUUGUAGGAUGUUAAGCAGCUUCCUCAACUCUCCCCACAGGAUACAGUAGCACCUGGUACUGGUGACAUCCAAAAACAUCCCCAGACACACCCUGACGUUGCUGUCAGGAAUCAGUCCUCAUAAAGCCCCAAACCUUGGAGCACAGAGGCCGGAAGCUCAUAUGGUGGCAUUUCAGGCAUGGUGUCACCUGAGCUUCUCUGACCCCUACUUCCAAGAUGGCAUCCAAUUUGGAGUCUCUGUUCUCCAUGAGCUUCCAUAGCUGUCCCAUAUUCCACAAGGCAUUGCUUCUGUGCCUCAUCCUCUGGUUCCACCAUAGCCCUUUUUUGGGUACACUUUGACAUCCAAAGUGUGACAUCCAAAACCAUCUCCAGACAUUGCCAAAUGUCUCCUGAGUUGUCUCCAGGCCACACCACUAGGAUUCAAAUCCAGCAUCCUGCCAUCUGCAACCUUUCAUGGGGGAAAGGAAAUCAGAGGGAAAGAGAAAAACACAAGGAGGAGACUCCUUGAGUGAACACGGCAGGGAAAUAGGUUUUUAAAGCACUAUUUAGCAUCGCCAGUGGUUUGAAUGCUGUCUAGGUAAGGACAAUGUGGACCCGCCUUUUACCAUUUGCAUGGACAGGGGCUGAAAGCUCCAAUCAUUCUCUCCAUUCUUCCACAGCCCUCCUAGGAAGCAGAUCCUCUUGCUGAACUGAAAUCUUGAGACUUGCAUCUGGCAAUCCUGGUGUUGCUUUUUGAGGCUACUCAGGGAAAGCCCCUCUGUAUUCCCCAGGAAGGAAAGUCCCCAGAUAGUGAAGGGCCUUUUCCACCUUCUUUCCAGUUCCCAGUUCACUGUGAAGAAGCCAGGUUAGAAUGGCUGUCUGGUAGCAAUGAAGCAACAACACGGACAGUCUGGACAAGAUGUGGCAGCUCAGUGCAGUCCCCUGUGACUGAUUCAGGCAUGGAGACAGGCAGUGUGUGAGGAUGGCCUCUGUAGGUCCAGCCAUUUUACCCCUAGAAUCAAAUCCUUGGGGCUCCCAGCAGUCCCAGGAUUGGGAAGGGGGACAGAAAGGAAGAGUCGGGCCUUACAAAAGACAAGAUCUUGGAAAAUUGCCUUGGGAGUUGGGACACCUUCCAAGAGACAAUUAAGUUGGCUGGGGUUCUGUCCCUGAUGGGGUCAACCUCUCCCCAACACAGCCCUGCCCAGGUUGGAUCACUGGCAGCUUAAGUGUGUCCUGGACAAUUAAUGUAAUGUAUUGGUCCUGUCAGAUUCUAGCCAUUUUCCUCUGCUUAUUUUUCUACAUGUGUUAUAAGUAAUAAUUUGUAAAUGGGUAUAUAUGAACUUCUGAAAGUUCAAGUAACUGCUGGGUAGCUACAGCAUAGGCAUCAAGGUACUCUAAGGUACUUGCCCUGCCACACCAAGGCCCCCUGCCCCGGCCCCCUUUCCCUCCUAGCCAGUGCUCUAGGGAGCACUACACAUCCUACCCCUUCAAAGCUGUCCUGACAGUCCUGGCUGGACUGGUGCAUUAAGGAAGGGGCUGCCUUUAAUGCUUGCACUGCCGCCAAGACAGGUCUGAAUUCUGUUUUGUCUGCUGUACAGAAAGAAACUUGAAUUAUGACAUUGGCCAGUGUAUCAGCCAGCUAUCGACAUGGUAAUGCUGUGUAACAAACCUCCGCCAAACCUCAUGGCUUACAACAGCUAACAUUUAUCCUUGUGCCCAAGGGUCUGCAAUUCCAGGUUGGGUCUACCUAAGAGGCUCCUCUUUAGGCUUCAGGCCACGUUCAAGUCAGCACCACAUGUCUCCCCGUUUCAGGGGUCAGUCUUCUGCACAACUGUGAGAUGCAUAAAUCUUUGCUUGGCCCCUUCUUCCUUCUUUUCAGACAUCUUUCUCCUGCUGAGGACCCCUGUGGUCCCUACUGAUCAAGGAAUAUCAUAUACUGUACUCCCCACUCCACCAAAACACACCCUGACUUUGCUGUGGGAAUCAAUCCUCAUAAAGCCCCAAGCCUUGCAGCACAGAAGCUGGAAACCCAUAUGGUGGUAUUUCAGGCAUAGUGUCACCUGAGCUUCUUUGACGCCCGCUUCCAAGAUGGCAUCCAAUUUGGAGUCUCUGUUCUCCCUGAGCUCCCAUAGCUGUCCCAUCUUCCACCAGGCAUUGCUUCUGUGCCACGUCCUCUAGUUCCACCAUAGCCCUAUUUUGGGGUACAUUGGUGGAUUUCAAAUGCCUCCAGUUGAGCAGCCAAAGGAUUCUAAGAAAAUCUUCCCUGUAUUUCAAAGGCUCAUAGCCCCAGCGACACUCACUAAACUCUCAGCAGAGCCAAACUCACAGUUGCCCAGAGCAACCCUUAUCCCUUCAUUCCCCAAAUCUUCAUUUUAUACAGUCAUUUAGUAAAUAUUUAUUAAGUGCCUCCUGUGAUUCUGGAAAAAAUGGAGAGAAGUGGCUGCUGCCUUCAUGGUACUAGGAGUCCAGUGGGAGAGAGGGAGGAGUUCCAGUAGGGUCCCAAGGCCCCCGAGGAGCUCCCAACCUGGAAAAGGACCCUCCAGAAAGGGUUCUCAGAGGAGGAGACUUCUGAACCAUGUCUUGGAAUUUGAGUAGAAUUGUAGGGAACAAUGUGCCAGACAGAAGGAACAGUCUAUGUGUGGACUCACAGGCAAGAUCAUGAUUUAUUGAGGGUAACUGCAAGUGGCUAAAAGCCUGCCCCUGGCACUUGCCUGCCUUUCCAUGCUUUCUCCAAAGCCUGAUUUGGGGCUGCUGGAGGCUCCAUCUCCAAACAGAGGGUACCCUGGCUCAGAUGUGGAGACCUUGACUUCUCUCUCCAGCAUGGUCCCUACUGUCAGCCGUGGUGUCCUGUGGGGGAAGAUGUCUGAGGAGGGUUUUGUGCUUGCUGGAGUCAGACCAGUUCUCAGCCCACCUCAGGCCUGCUCUGCAUCCCUCUCCGGCUCUGCAGUCUUCUCUGUCUCUGCCUGCCUUCACACAGUGGAGGAUGCGUCUCUGUUUCUUAGUGCCCCGUAAUGGGUCCUGAAGCCCAUGGGCAUCUUGGCUAUAGAUGGGUUGGCCACCAGCCCUUCUCUCUAAAGCGUUUUCAUUCCUGUUCCUCUUUUGCUUCACUCUCCCUCUAUCAAGUCUUACAACCUGUGUCUCUGAUUUCUCUGAGGCCCCCAGAUCUGUCUUGCCACACCAAAAAACUUUCAGCAGUCUUACCAUGUCCUCUUUCUUGGACAGUUUAUAUCACUCUAUGAAUAGGCCCCUGGAGUGUUGAGGUCAAGGACAGGCAUGAAUGUGGAAGUGUAUUUAUGGAAAGACCCUCCACUGAGGGUCUCCAACAAAACAUUACAGGUGUGAUGGAAAAAAUGCCGGUUACAGAAAUGACUGAAGAAGACCUAGGGGUCAUAGGGGGCCACAGGCCAAGUCUUCAACACAGUCUGAAGUGUGGGAAAUAAUGUAUCAGGCCUGUUGGUGGAAUGGUGUGUUUGGUGUCCCUAUAAAUAGAUGUUAGGGUUUGAAGGACAGAAAACAAAGCAUCUUUGCUCACUGCUGGACUCCCAGGGUCUAUGUGGCUACUGCAAAUUAGUGAAGCUUAUUUAUCUGCUUCAACUUGACUCAAUUUGCAUUUCUUGAGCCACUUUCUAUCGUGGAUGAUGAUUUCACCAACACUGUCUCAUCAUCAGCAGUCCUUUCAGAGUAUUCCUUGAAUUUUCUUAGCUUCGUGCAGCUCAUGAGCGCUUAAUAUAUUACUAGCCCUUGAAAUUGUUGGAGGGAGUGGAUGAAAUAAUGAAUGUCAAUAAUGUUACACAAUACCUGGCAUACAGUAGGUGCUUUAAAUGUGGCUUUUCUUCUCAACCACCCAAAUGAACUUACCCCAGAAUCCCACCUCUAGGGGGACAUUUCUGAAAAAAUAGGAGACUAGAAUAGUGGGAAGGUGGGUGUUACCCAUUUACUUAAAUGCUGGUGUCCUGUUGAACAUGGGGAGGGAUGCCCAGGUCUCAUAAGGACGCCCCCUCCCCCCACCUAUAAAGCAGAGGAUCAGACUCUUAGGGUGCAAGAGAGUCUCUGGCAAGACAAGCCCCCACCCCACCAAUGUCCUCCUAGAAACAGAACAUUCUUCCUGCGACUCCCAAAGCAGAAGUUCACUGGGGCAGACAAGGCCGAUCACAUCAGGUCUGUGACCUUGAUGGAUACCUGGACCAGGCUGAAAAGAUUCCAAACUUAGGUGGUCAACAUUUCUACCCCCAGCCUCUCAUUUCCCUCUCUCUAAGACUUGAUCUUGUACCGGGAUCCACUCCGCAGACUUAACGCAUGAUUAAUUUGAUUGAUUACUCUUGAAGUUACUGACCUUAGGAGAAUUCCUCAAUUGUAAAAAGGCUUUCUCUGUAUGUAAAUUAUGCUGUUAUCUUUUUCUAUACACAAAGUAUAUAGACCUAUAAAUAUUAUACAUAUAUAUUAUAUAUAUAAAGACUAAUUCUUGUACAGACCAACGCGGACCGAUGGUCCCUGUUCUUUUCUCCAUGUUUGUUUGUGUCGACUGUCGCAGAAUGAGUUGAUGUGAGAAAGCGGUUUCAUGUUUUCUUUUUUGGGGCCACUUCUUUUUUUUUCCUUUCCGUUUCUAUCUCUGUCUCUGUCUCUGUCUCUCUCCUUUGCACUUCUUGCCAAUGUCUUGUUGCUGAGAAGGAACAUUCUAUUCAGAUGCCAUCCAGGAAAGAAAGUCCAGAUGGAUGGAGGGUCCGCUGUGUAUAUUUGUACAGAAUCAUUUAUAAAGUUUUCUACACUUCUAAAAAAAGUAUUUCUAACUUGGGCUGUUGGACAGUUUGUGUGCCUCUGAGCCGGCAAGCCUCUCGUUUCUUGUGUUUAGUGCAAUGUUUAGUGAGAAACCAAUGUCUGAAUUAUUUAUGCCAAUAAAGAAUUUGAGAAUUACUGCAUUGCACUGCCGCCAA
This is a messenger RNA of Callithrix jacchus (white-tufted-ear marmoset), 18292 nucleotides long. RefSeq names its product kinase suppressor of ras 2 (gene KSR2). NCBI's taxonomy places the organism in Eukaryota, Metazoa, Chordata, Mammalia, Primates, Cebidae. Gene Ontology annotation, molecular function: protein kinase activity; ATP binding. Gene Ontology annotation, biological process: protein phosphorylation; Ras protein signal transduction; calcium-mediated signaling. The record is from RefSeq and is a predicted model, not a curated record. Gene Ontology annotation, cellular component: cytoplasm; plasma membrane; cytosol.